Molecule: messenger RNA, 1476 nt
Organism: Laetiporus sulphureus 93-53
Lineage: Eukaryota; Fungi; Basidiomycota; Agaricomycetes; Polyporales; Laetiporaceae
Exons: 4
Coding region: 1-1476 (491 amino acids)
Source: RefSeq, a predicted model, not a curated record
AUGGCAGACCGCCUUCCGCAGCAGUAUAAUAUGCACCCAGCCAAUUUUCCUGCCGGUCUUGCCUCCCAGCAACAGGGUCUCGUUGAUCCGCAUCUGAACGUCAACCCUCAGGGCAUGCAGUCGUCCGAUCAGGCUCGCAUAUGGGCUCAGCUGCAACAGCAGCAGCAGCAGUCUCAAAUACUUCAGCAGUCGUUUCGCCCUCCUCAGCAGGGUGCAGGCAUGAUGGCUAAUGCUCAGACGAAGCAGCAGAUGAUAGAUCUCCUUCGCAGCCACCAGAUGCGGCAGCGAGCCAACCAGCAGCAACAGAUGGGACAGCGACCGAUACAGUUUCCUCCACAGAUGAACCCGGCUGCGUCAGCCUCGUUCCAUGAGCAACUACCACAGGCGCAGGCCUCAAAGAAUCCCUUUUCGAAUAUGAAUGCGCAACAGCUGCAGAUGAUCGCCAACAGUACACCUCAGAUGGCCCAAAUACUUCUUCAGCGACAGCAGCAACAGCAGCAGCAGCAACAACAACAGCAGCGGCAGCUCGAGUUGAUGAAUAUGGCGCAGCAACAACAACCACAGAAUGGGGCGAUUCACAGCCCGCAAAAUAUGAUGCUCAUGCAGCAGAUGUUGCAGCGCCAGCAGCAACAACAGCAGUCCGAGCAGUUCCGCCAGCAGCAGUUCCAGCAGGCUCAGCAGCAGAUGGCCGGCGGACCGAUGGCACAGACGCAAGCGCCCUCUGCACAACAGCUUUUUUUCGCGAACAUGAAUGCGAAUAUGAACCAACAGCCCUCGGACGUUUCGCAGUUCCCCAUGCAGGUCGGACUGCGUCCCCCGACCGCCGGCGGCGGAUCGCAACAUCCCAUGGUUCCCCAGCAGGGCCCACUGCAGUCGACAGCUCAGCAACAGCAGCAGCACACGCAACAAGCGUCGAUGCAAUCAUCGCCCACGCCGCAACAGAUGUCGGAGUUGCGUGCGGCAACGUACCAGCAGAUGCGAGCCCGCGCGACAAAACUGCAGAGCAUCAUCCGCGAGCUUGAGAAGCAGCAACAGGAGCAUGGGUCUCGUCACGUUGGAAUGUCGGACAUGCAGUGGGAGUUCGAGAGAAACAGGAUUCUGUCAGAAAUCAACGAGAAGAAGCAGCAGUUUGCCGGAUUCGUGAAUGAGCUGAAGAGAUUAGCCACCGCGAACCCUACUAAAGCCUCGUUCAAUCUGCUUGCCGGCGGUGAGCAGCAGGGAAAUAUGAGCGAGGUAGCGCAGCAUCAGGGGUCUCCUCUCCCUGUUCAAAACAAUGCGCCUUCUGGCGCUGACGAAUCCUCCUACACAAGGGUCCGUCAUGCGGGGGAGCCCGUUACUGAUGCCUGGUCAACAGGCCGGGGGACCAAUGGGACAGGCUCCCCAACGAAUGCUCGGUACGCCGUUUCAGCAGGGCGCAACGCCGAUGCGCGCCUCGCCGCACAUGCCUUCGCAAUUCCCGAAUAUGCCCUCCAAUGA